Lactuca virosa is the source of this 282-nucleotide messenger RNA. Lineage: Eukaryota; Viridiplantae; Streptophyta; Magnoliopsida; Asterales; Asteraceae. The record is from the annotation of a GenBank genome assembly.
AUGCCCACAAUAUCACCAUCUUCUACCUCUGAUCCUGCAACUUCUUCAUUUAUCCCUGGAAAAAUGGCUACAAAACCUCCGGUUGAGAUAGGGACGAAAGGAACAGUCGGGUCACUCAUAAUCCAAGAAAUCGAGUACUUCAACAGGCUCGAAAUCCCAGUAGCAGCUCAAACACGCAAAAAUGGCAGACACACUAAGCCAAGAAGAAAGAACAGGUUCGUACCAAGCAUGUGUUCAGCCAUCGAAGUGGAAAAUUACAGUGGUACGUUACAAAAACCCUAA